Octodon degus (degu) is the source of this 4043-nucleotide messenger RNA. RefSeq names its product protein FAM205A-like. The record is from RefSeq and is a predicted model, not a curated record. NCBI's taxonomy places the organism in Eukaryota, Metazoa, Chordata, Mammalia, Rodentia, Octodontidae. The coding region runs from base 37 to 4008 and encodes 1323 amino acids. The transcript has 4 exons.
GAUGGCUGGUUGCCUCAUGCUGAUGAGGCUUAGACCAUGUUGAACCCUACAUUUGUUCUGUGGGACAUUGUAUACUUCUUAUAUACCUAUGGAUCUAUCUUCAUUAUUUUCCUAAUUAUUUGGCAAGUGAGCUGGAAUUAUCAUGGAUUGAGAUAUGAAUGUAAAAGGAGCUGCUGCCAGCGUCACCAAAAAAUCAGGCAAAGGGCUAGAAAUGCAGCAUCAAGAGCUAAGAGAUGUUACCAAGAAGAACCUGAGAAGCCAAGGGAGCUGAUCUCCAUCAUGAAAAGCCAGCACUGGCUUCCCCAGCAGGAAAGUGUGCGGCAGCUCCUUUGUGCAGAUCCCUCCUGCCAAACCUGCAAUGCAGUGGCUCAAGAGAUUCAGCAAUUGCUACAGGAUGAGAAGAACCAAAUCUCCACCAAUUUAUCAGAGCCAUCACAGGACUCUUGCCUACAGAUGUUCUCUGUGUCAGCUGUGUCUUUUGAGCAGAAUCUGGAGCUUCAUUCUCAGCACCCUAGGGAUCAUUCACUGGCAUCUGUACCCCCAACACUGACGCAAAUGACAGAACAUUUAAUGCAAUCAACCGAUACAAUUAGCACCCAAGGAUACUGGGCGGAUCAUGUCCAACAAGGGCGAAGAUUUCAACUGGAAAAUAUACCCACAGACCAGGAGACUAUGGCUUCAUUAAGGUUUGAGGAGCCUGUAGUUCCAGUGAAUGAACAGGAAAUGAGGCAGAACAACCUUAACUUUUUCCAGGGGAUCCAAAAUCAGCAGUCUGUGAACUCUCAGCACUUCUCUUUUAUGUAUGUGAACCCAGACAUCACUAACGUGACACAUCCAAUGGUUGCCCAUAUGGCCCCACAUGUCCAUGUCACCUUCCUCACUCCUCAGGUCCUGAGACUUCUGGAGGUACAUGUAAAAAAAUGGAUGCAUUUUCAGAGGUGGGGGCUCCCCAGACGUGUGGAGGACUCCCUGAGGCAGCUUAUACCAAACACACUAAUGUAUUGCCACACAGAAAAUAAUGAGCCACUUUCUUUCAUCCUAAAUAAUAAUUCUCAGGUCGGUGUUCAUGAAUUUGGGACCACUGCCCACCAAACCUGGUGUUCCUAUAUGGCUGGGCAACCCACACAGUCCUUCUGGGUUUCUGAAUGGUCUGAAAUGGACCCAGAACACAGAUACCACUGCCAGCAAAGAUCUAAAACUAUGGGUCUCUCCUUCCACUCCUCUUCCCCAGAAGUUCUGAGCGGCCUGCAUGGGGGACAGGCUAAUGACUCAGGAAACAAUCUGCACCAGAAAUACAGGCAGCUAUUCUGUGGCCUACCUUCUCUGCACAGUGAGUCACUGGCUACUACUUUGUUGAGCUCUGAAGGCCUCUCCAAGAACAAGAACAUGUCCAGGACCCCACUGAAAGAGUCUCUUCUAUUCAAGAGACUCUCUUCCCACCCCUUGCUGCCCAGAACACCACCUGAGAUAAACUGGCCCCCCUCCUCUCUGUCGCCAAAUUGUGUGGCUCUAGCUGAAGAUCAACAGGCUCAUAUCAGUGUCCCAUUUCUGACUCCAGCUGAAUGUAAAACCUUGGAAUGGCACCUGCUGCAGAGGCAGCUCCAGUUUCAGUGGGGCCUGCCAACGGCCAGGCAGAGAAGUCGCCAUGCCCACAGCCCCAUACAGUCUGAGCCAUGUGACAAAGCCCAGGCUCCUCAGACUAUGAAAACAUCCUGGCCAGAGAAACCUGUCUCAGGCUCCACCAGGAAACGACACAUCUUCCCAGAGCAUGCCCACAGGCUGCUGGAAUUUCACUUCCAGAAGCAAUUGAUUCACCUUCGCUGGGGCCUACCUGAGAAGAUCCAGCAGUCCCUCCAGCUGUUCCUUGCCUCUACUGACCAGCAGACUCUGUCCUGUAACAGCACAGCCUUACCCAAUGUGAGAAUCCCCCAAACUAUGACCCUAAAGGGCAAGGGUGAUGGUGAUUCAUUCUUGCCCAUCCUGGCCCAGAUGUCAAUCCCCAUGCCACACUUAUUCACCCAGGCCAAGGCCAAACUGCACAGCCACAUUGACUCCAAAUGUGGACAGAUCCACCAAGGCAAGGUCCCUUUCCAUUCAUAUAGCUCCUGGGAAGGCAUAGUUUCUGGCGACCUAGCAGUGGCUCCCUUCCCCUGCAGUCCACAGGGUCAGCCCCUGGAGCUGCAGGCAGCAAGUGACACCGAGCUCCAUGACAAAGUUGUGUCCUGGACACCAAUGGCCCUGGAUCAGCAAAAACAGGCCUCACCAGACACUGUCACUGACCACCCUAAGCUGCACCGAGCCCUGUCUCAAGGAGUCAUUGAGAAACUGGAGAUGACCGUAAGGCACAAGUAUCUCACCUUCCUGUCAGGACUGCCUACUCUUUACUCUUCAGCCCUUUCUGAAGGGAUGGCUCCAGCAAUCACUAGCCACUCUACAGCCGUGGAGAUGGUGCCAGGGCCUAUGACAACCCCAAAGGAGCCUCUGACUCAAACUAUCUCACCGGAAGACCCAAGCAGGAGGUUUGGGCCAUCCUUUCAAAAUGACAGUGAGACUCAGGCAGACAAGGCACAUUUGCAGCCUGAGGUGCAGGUGGAAGGAGCGACAGAGUCCGUGCCUCUGGUCAGCCAGACACAUAUUGCUAUUCUCUACCUAUCCAAGACACGUAUCUUCUCCAAGCUAAACUUUCACCUAAGAAAAAAGGUCCUAGAAAUAAAAUUGGGACUUCCCAUGCGGGCGAGGGAGUCCAGGAAACUGACUAUAGCUGGCCCAGAGAACAAGUCCUCACAGGCACCUCCUACUAGUCUAAACAACCCAGGAAGCACAGUGCUUCCAAAACUGCCCAUCCUGCCAGAUGCAUGUCCUGCUCCAGAUUCAGAGUGGGUCCACCUUACAGAGCACCUGGCUUCACAGCUGGAGACAGUGCAGCACAGCCAAAAGCCACCUAGCUCCAAGGCAUUAUCCCUCGCUUCAACCCACUGGUCGUCCAAGAUCUCACAGCUCAGCAGGGCCCAGGUGCUUUGUGUUCAGAUGGAGGCCAGUGCGAACAACCCCAGCCUGUGGGAGCCCUGGAGCGCUGGGCCCCAAAGCCCAGGCAAAGACUCAGCCCAAAUCUCCACACUGGCAGAAAGGAGAGAGGACAUAGGGAAACCCCAAGCACCAGGGGACCUCGGAGAAGGGGAUGCAGGGCUUGGGCUCCCUUUAACCAGUGCAGAAAGGCAGCCUGAUGAAAAUGAGAAGCCAGAGGAGAAACUUUGGGAGAGAGAACCCCAAGGCUCCUGGAGAUGGACCCACAGAUGUCUUCUUGUAGAUCCUCAGCAACACAGUUCCCAGUGUCACCCCCAGCUUAAGCCUCCAGAGCCUCCUAAAGAGGGCCCUGAGAGGGAAGAAUCUGAGCAUGACUUGCAGGGCCAUCAAGGAAAGUUAAAUGUCCUCCUCACACCUGCAAAGGUCCCUCAGGAUUUCCAUCCUGCGGUGGCCCAGGCUUCCCAAGGCCAGCGUUUCCUGGGCCAACCAACUCCUCAUAAGCCUUCUAAGGGCCAGCCUUUGCAAAGCCACGUGUUUCAGGGGCAGGUGAUGCCAGCCCAUUCUCACAAGAGCUCCAGCCUUCCAGAGUCUGGCUUGAUCAAUAAGAUGAAGCACUUUCUACACUUUCUUGGAAGUCUCAACAUCCAGCACAAAAAUGCCAUGACCAAAGGCAAAGGGCACGUAGACUCCAUGUUCUCAACACCUGGGAAAGUGGCCAAAACCAAAAAAAAUGUUGAAAAGAGCCUGGCUCCAGCCAAAGGUCCCAUGGAGAAAACUAGGAUUGACACUCCAUUGAGGCACCCCAAGAAGCAGUCACUCCCCACAGACAGGCCAGUGGGCCUGGCAUCCUUAGAUGUUACCCAUUCUCCACACAAUAAGCUCCACCUUCGCUCCCAAAUACAUGGAUCUGCCUCCAUCCCAGGCCACCCCUGCCACCACUCUCCUCAAGUGGCUUGUUCCUCCCAAUCAGGGAACGCACCUUAGCCUCCAUCUCUUACCUCAGAAACAUCUUGCUCAAG